GGAGGGAGUACUAGUAAGUAGAGAAGAUGUUAUUCAACAGAACCGAACCCUUCUCCAUUUCAUUUUACGAAUCACCCUCAGCGAGACCCGGACCGGAGCACCAUCCGUCUCCGGGAUCUUAACCCGCCGUCCGCGCCCAGUCGCCCACAGCUCAUCCCCGCCGCGAUGGGUAGCGUAGACCUGGUGCUGAAGCCGGCGUGCGAGGGCUGCGGCUCCACGUCAGACCUCUACGGCACUGGGUGCAAGCACACCACGCUCUGUAGCUCCUGCGGCAAGUCCAUGGCGCUUUCCCGCGCCCGAUGCCUCGUCUGCUCGGCUCCCAUCACGAACCUCAUCCGGGAAUACAAUGUGCGGGCAAAUGCUAGCACAGAUAAGGCAUUCUCUAUUGGAAGAUUUGUAACUGGUUUGCCGCCAUUCUCAAAGAAAAAGAAUGCUGAGAACAAAUGGUCUCUUCAUAAAGAAGGCCUGCAAGGACGGCAGCUUACUGACAAAAUGCUGUUGGCCCUUUUAACUAUGUGGAUUUACAUUUGGAAACUCCAGGAGAAAUACAACAGGAAGCCAUGGAUUUUGGAAGAUGAAACUGGUCAAUAUCAGUUUCAAGGUCAUAUGGAGGGAUCACAGUCAGCAACAGCUACAUACUAUUUGUUAAUGUUGCAUGGCAAGGAAUUUCACGCAUUUCCUGCUGGUUCCUGGUAUAACUUCAGUAAAGUCGCGCAGUACAAGCAGCUGACUCUGGAAGAGGCCGAGGAGAAGAUGAAUAAGAGAAAGACUAACGCAACUGGUUAUGAACGUUGGAUGAUGAAAGCAGCUACAAAUGGGCCAGCUGCCUUUGGUUCAGAUAUGAUGAAACUUGAGCCUGCUAAUGAUGUGGAAAAAGAAAGUGCUCGUCAUAAGAAGGGAAAAGAUAAUGAGGAGGGUAAUAAUUCUGAUAAAGGUGAGGAGAAUGAAGAAGAGGAAGCCGCUCGUAAAGAUAGGCUUGGGCUCUCUAAAAGGGGCAUGGAUGACGAUGAGGAAGGUGGAAAAGAUCUAGAUUUUGAUUUGGAUGAUGACAUUGAGAAAGGCGAUGACUGGGAACAUGAAGAAACAUUCACCGAUGAUGAUGAGGCUGUGGAUAUCGACCCAGAGGAACGGGCAGAUUUAGCUCCUGAAAUUCCUGCUCCACCUGAAAUUAAGCAGGAUGAUGAAGAGAAUGAAGAAGAAGGUGGCCUGAGCAAGUCAGGAAAGGAAUUAAAGAAGCUACUUGGUCGUUCUUCUGGACAAAAUGAGUCGGAUGCCGAUGAUGAUGAUGAAGAUGAUGAUCAGGAUGAUGAGUCAUCUCCAGUGCUUGCUCCAAAGCAGACGGAUCAACCGAAAGAUGAACCUGUUGAUACCAGCCCAGCCAAACCUACACCUUCAUCAGGACAUGCUCGUAGUACACCUCCUGCAUCGAAAUCCAAGCAAAAGAGGAAAUCAGGUGGUGAUGAUGCCAAAUCAUCUAGUGGUGCAGCUUCAAAGAAAGCAAAGGUGGAAUCUGAUACAAAAACAUCAAGUAUCAAAGACGAGACACCGGCUUCAUCAAAACCUACACCAAAGGCCUGUGCUUCAUUGAAAAGUGCCAAUGUAUCUCCUGUGACAGAGGAUGAGAUCAGGACUGUUCUUCUUGCAGUGGCUCCUGUCACCACACAAGAUUUAGUGUCCAGAUUUAAGUCUAGACUACGAGGUCCAGAGGACAAGAAUGCCUUCGCUGAAAUUCUGAAGAAAAUUUCAAAGAUACAGAAGACAAACGGCCACAACUAUGUCGUCCUUAGAGAGGAUAAGAAAUGAUGGGCUCUAAAGUGGUGAUUUUCUUCAUUGCGAAGUUUCCUCAUGUCUUUCUCUGGAGAUAAUAGUUUUGUACUCCCUCCGUAUCAAAAUAAGUGUCGCUGAUUUAGUAUAAAAUUUGUACUAAUUUAGUUAUAAAUUUGUGACACUUAUUUUGGGACAGAGGGAGUAUGCCGAACUUCUACUGCAGCUUGCUUCUAGUAGAAAUCAAAUAAUGAUAGGUGCAAUGUUGUCAUUUCCUGGUGUCAUUCUAGAAGAAGUUGCAAGGUUAUGAUGAUGUGUGAGAACAGGUAUAUUGAUGCCAAGACCGUGGUCUCUCUAAACCUAUGAAUCCAAAGAGUAAAAUCUAGAACGAUAUUCGUAUUU
Messenger RNA from Hordeum vulgare subsp. vulgare (domesticated barley), 2166 nucleotides. Its product is annotated as transcription initiation factor IIF subunit alpha. Gene Ontology annotation, biological process: positive regulation of transcription elongation by RNA polymerase II; transcription initiation at RNA polymerase II promoter. The coding region runs from base 166 to 1803 and encodes 545 amino acids. Gene Ontology annotation, cellular component: nucleus; transcription factor TFIIF complex. The transcript is spliced from 9 exons. Lineage: Eukaryota; Viridiplantae; Streptophyta; Magnoliopsida; Poales; Poaceae. The record is from RefSeq and is a predicted model, not a curated record. Gene Ontology annotation, molecular function: DNA binding; TFIIF-class transcription factor complex binding; RNA polymerase II general transcription initiation factor activity.